Oppia nitens is the source of this 1508-nucleotide messenger RNA. RefSeq lists its product as uncharacterized. Gene Ontology annotation, biological process: SCF-dependent proteasomal ubiquitin-dependent protein catabolic process. The record is from RefSeq and is a predicted model, not a curated record. The coding region runs from base 69 to 1508 and encodes 479 amino acids. Gene Ontology annotation, molecular function: protein binding. Lineage: Eukaryota; Metazoa; Arthropoda; Arachnida; Sarcoptiformes; Oppiidae. The transcript is spliced from 2 exons. Gene Ontology annotation, cellular component: SCF ubiquitin ligase complex.
UUUUAAAUCAAAAAACAAGACUAUUUGAAGACAUAUUAACUUAUAAUUGAAGAUCACUGAAGAAGACAAUGAGCACAACAACAGCGAAGAAAGACUCGUUUGAUGAUCGCUUCGGCGAUGAUUUGUGUCAACUAUUGCUUCAAUAUCUGCCGAUUGAAGACAAACUAAGACUGGAAUCGGUGUCCAAACAGUGGUUGGCAUUGAUAUUCAAUACACAAACUGAUGUCAUAUUUGAUGAAAAACUAUUACAUAAUAUGUCUUUGGACUCAAUGGGUGACAAUUGUCAGACGACAAUUAAGUUGUUUGAUCUGAUUAUAUCAAAAUGUCCGAACAUUACCGCAGUUAACAUAAGUUUUGGUUCAACACUUCCCGGUGCUGUCCAUAUGAUGAACAGUUUCAUCAAUUUAUUGAUCAAAUACUGUCACCGAUUGCGACACAUCUCUAUUAAACUUGAUUACGACGGCCUCUGGUCGGACUUCAACCGUAUGUUUAAACGUUUAUUCAGACAAUUUGGCCAACAAUUGUUGACAUUCAAGUUUGUCGGCAAUAAUCUUGGAUUUAAUAAACAAUUGUUUUACGAAGUGGUCAACGGUAUGCCAAACCUGAAGACAUUGGACAUCCUAUACGAAAACAGCGAUCAAAGUUCUGUCCAAUUGAAUGAUAUUUUCAGAAAGAAUAAUAAGUUUUAUUUGUUACCGAAAUCGUUGCAAUCAUUGAACAUAAAACUUGCCGACACAUCGUUGCCGUUGUUCGCUAAUUUUGCCGAUAUUUUUGGCCACCAAUUGAUAUCAUUGACCAUACGAUUUGACCACUUAGUUAUUGACGACGACGUAGAUGUAUGGGCUAAUGAUCUAAAGCCAUUAUCGGCCGGUUUUCGGCAAAUGCCGCGAUUAAGACAACUCAAGUUUGAAUUGCCGAUCGAUUUUGGGACCGACUUUAGUGGGGAUUUAUUUUCAACAAUUGGCCGCAACUGUCGACAACUUCGAUCACUGGAUUAUAAAUCAAAUUUAGGAAAUAUAUUGAAAAUUAAGGCCAUAUUUGUCGCUAUUAACAAACAUAUGUCUAAACAAUUGAGAAGAUUAUCGCUGGAAUGGAUGUGCGAUAAUAUUGACGACGACAAUGAAGACGUAGAAGAAUUAUCACUGACCAGCGGUUCCCUAAACCGAUUGCACGGUUUAACACAUUUGACACUCCGGUUACACGACUGGGAUAUAAUUGGCGAACAAUUUUUUCAGGACAUUCAUCUGAAUCUUCCGCGACUACAGUCCAUACACUGCGACAAUGCGCCCGUCACUGAUGAGUCGAUCGCCGCUAUGGGACAGUUAGCACACCUAAUGGAUGUCUAUCUUCCGACCUAUGGAUACAUUGAGAAGACAAGUGAAGCCAAUAUUAGACAGCAUUUACUAAUCGACACUAAAAUUAAACACUUGUUUGUUGUAUACAAGGAUUCAAUAGAUGGUAGACAACAGGUGUUUAAAUGCGGUAAAUAUGUUGAUAAUGAUAACUAA